AUGAGCAAGACGGGAAUGGAGCGCGAGGACUGGGCGGUGUACAAUGCCCUGUACCCGGGAGUCGCUUUCCAGCCAGAGCACCGAGGACAGCUGGCAGCCCGCCUCAGGGAGAUUGCUGCACGCCUGGAGGCGCCCCCUGUCGUCACCAACGAGUUGCCACAGCCUGAAGUAUCAAAGAAUGACGUGGCUCCGACCCGCAAGCGACGAGGCACAAAACCCGACCUGGACUUUGCCAGCUACCAGACCCGGUACGUUGCGCUGGAGAUUCUAUACCUGGGCCACGCCUACGAUGGCUUUGCUCGCCAGGAGAGCUCCUCGAACACUAUAGAGGCACGGCUCUUCUCGGCCCUGGAGCGGACCCGCCUCAUCCCCUUCUCCGCCCCCUGGCAGUCGCUGCGGUACUCGAGGGCGGGCCGCACGGACCGUGGCGUCUCCGCCCUCGGCCAGGUGGUGGCCCUGGAGCUGCGCAGCUCGGCGCGGGUGGGCGAGCCCCUCCCCGACCCCGGCCAGGAGCUGGACUACCCGGGCCUGCUCAACCGCGCGCUGCCAGAGGACGUGCGGGUCACGGGCUGGUGCCCGCCGACCUCUCCAGACUUUUCCGCACGCUUCAGCGCCACACAUCGCGAGUACAAGUACUUUGUGGUGGCGCAGCCGGGGGAGGCGCUGGACCUGGCCGCCAUGCAGGCCGCAGGGGCCGCCUUCCUGGGCCUCCACGACUUUCGCAACUUUUGCAAGAUGGACGUGGCGCAGGUGAAGCACUUCCAGCGCCGGAUCCUGGACUUCCGGAUCGAGGCCGCCGGCCCCGCAUCCGGCGGCCGGCGCCUGUUCCUGCUUUCCCUGCGCGGCACCGCCUUCCUGUGGCACCAGGUGCGGUGCAUGGCCGCGGUGCUGCUCAUGGUGGGGCGCGGAAAGGAGGACCCCGGCGUCGUGGCGGCCCUGCUGGACGUGAGGGCGCACCCGGCCAAGCCGCUAUACGGACUGGCCAGCGAGGAGCCGCUACUGCUGUCGGGGUGCCGCUACGCGCCGGGGGAGCUGCGCUUCCUACGCACCGAGGCUAACCGGGACCAGGUCUGCAAGGUCCUGGGCCGCGCGCUGGACAGUCAUCUGGUGCGGGCCAGUCUGCUGUCCGAGAUCCUGACCAAGCUGGGCGAGGACGAGUGCGCCCUGCCCAGCGCCGGGCGGGAAAGGAGGGCGCGCAGGCACGGCGAGCGUGUGCCGCUGCUGCAGCGCGUCCGGGAGCCGUCGUAUGAGGAGCGGUGCACCAAGAUCCGGGAAGCCGGGGGGAAGUUGGCAGGGGACUUUCCUGACGAGAACGACACGGAGGAGUGA
Auxenochlorella protothecoides is the source of this 1329-nucleotide messenger RNA. RefSeq names its product tRNA pseudouridine(38/39) synthase. The record is from RefSeq and is a predicted model, not a curated record. Gene Ontology annotation, cellular component: cytoplasm; nucleus. NCBI's taxonomy places the organism in Eukaryota, Viridiplantae, Chlorophyta, Trebouxiophyceae, Chlorellales, Chlorellaceae. Gene Ontology annotation, biological process: mRNA pseudouridine synthesis; tRNA pseudouridine synthesis. The transcript has 5 exons. Gene Ontology annotation, molecular function: pseudouridine synthase activity; RNA binding. The coding region runs from base 1 to 1329 and encodes 442 amino acids.